Molecule: messenger RNA, 1726 nt
Organism: Bombina bombina (fire-bellied toad)
Lineage: Eukaryota; Metazoa; Chordata; Amphibia; Anura; Bombinatoridae
Gene: PPP2R3C
Product: protein phosphatase 2 regulatory subunit B''gamma
Exons: 14
Coding region: 129-1472 (447 amino acids)
Biological process (GO): cortical cytoskeleton organization; T cell homeostasis; positive regulation of B cell differentiation
Cellular component (GO): centrosome; spindle
Source: RefSeq, a predicted model, not a curated record
AUUAGAUUUGCGCAGGCGCUAAUUGAAUAACUUGGCAGGAAGAAUUUCGUUUACCUGUGGGAUAGAUUACUCCAGUUCCAUAGUUACCCGAUGCUGCAGGUGAAGGGAUUUAUUGUUGAGAGAGCAGAAUGGACUGGAAAAAGAGUCUGAAAGAUAAAUUGCAACAGGAUUGUAAAGUCAGAAAGAGUGAACAAGAGAUGAAAGAUGAAGAAAUGGCUUUAUUCACAAAGUACUACACUGAAUGGAAAGGUCAGAAAGACCCAAACUCGCAGAUCAUCCCACGAUUCUAUUAUAGGCUGCCAGCAGAAGAUGAGGUUUUGCAGCAAAAGCUGAGAGAAGAAUCCCGAGCAGUAUUUUUACAGAGAAAAAGCAGAGAGUUGUUAGACAAUGAAGAGCUACAGAAUCUGUGGUUCCUUCUUGACAAGCAUCAGUCUCCCCCCAUGAUUGGAGAAGAAGCCAUGAUCAACUACACAAACUUCCAAAUAGUUGGUGAAAAAGCUGGUCCAAAAUGCACGCCAUUUUUUGCAGCUAAAGUCUUUAGUAAACUUCUUCACAAUGACCCCUAUGGCAGGAUAUCAAUCAUGCAGUUUUUCAACUACGUAAUGAGAAAAGUGUGGUUACAUCAGACAAGGAUAGGUUUAAGCUUGUAUGAUGUGGCUGGACAAGGGUACCUUAGAGAAUCGGAUUUGGAAAAUUAUAUCCUUGAGCUAAUCCCAACUCUGCCUCAGCUGGAUGGUUUGGAAAAGUCAUUUUAUUCUUUCUAUGUCUGCACUGCUGUCCGAAAGUUCUUCUUUUUUCUUGAUCCACUUAGGACAGGAAAAAUAAAAAUACAAGAUAUUUUGGCUUGCAGCUUUCUGGAUGAUCUACUAGAGCUGCGGGAUGAAGAACUUUCUAAAGAAAGUCAAGAGUCAAACUGGUUCUCUGCCCCUUCUGCAUUGAGAGUUUAUGGACAGUACUUGAAUCUGGAUAAAGAUCAUAAUGGGAUGCUAAGUAAAGAAGAGCUUUCUCGCUAUGGGACAGGUACCUUGACCAGCGUCUUUUUAGACCGAGUCUUCCAGGAAUGCCUGACGUAUGAUGGCGAGAUGGAUUAUAAGACAUACUUGGACUUUGUUUUGGCAUUGGAAAAUAGGAAGGAGCCAGCAGCACUACAGUAUAUUUUUAAACUUCUGGACAUUGAAAAUAAAGGCUGCCUGAAUGUCUUUUCACUGAACUACUUUUUCAGAGCAAUCCAGGAACAAAUGAAAAUUCAUGGACAAGAUCCAGUGACCUUUCAGGAUGUCAAGGAUGAAAUUUUUGACAUGGUUAAACCUAAAGAUCCUCUACGAAUUACCCUCCAGGAUCUAAUCCAGAGCAGUCAGGGUGACACUGUGUGUAGCAUUCUUAUUGAUCUUAAUGGAUUCUGGACCUAUGAAAACCGAGAAGUACUAGUGGCAAAUGAUGGUGAAAACCCUGCUGACAUUGAUGACACAUAAUCAUGGAUCUACAGUUAUAUAUUGUAGUUCCUGUACUGUGCCAUUAUAGAGACUAAUUAUCCCUGUGAAUUACUGGAUUCUUAAUGAAGAAAAAGGUCAAUUUCAAAGUUUUAUCUUAAAUGUAUCUAUUAUAGGAUAAAUACGUUAAUAAAUGUAUAUAUGUGUUAAUAUACAAAAUUGUAAUGAGAGCAGAGUUUUGUUUUGACUAUACUAAUAAAAGAGGCACUGGCUGUUUUUUACUAUGAUGAAGAAAA